AUGUCCCGAUUCUCUCGUUACGACACCGACGAAGAAAGAUUGCCGGAGGGCAUGACCCGGGUUGGCUAUGAUGCUGACACUCAGGUUUACACAUUCAAAGAUGCAGAUGGCAGUUACUGGGAGAGUGCUCCAGGCUGCCAAUAUGGACAGUUGACGCGGGUUGGUGAUGGGCACCCAGAUGAUGCCUCGGACACUGAGCCUUUCUUAUCGCAUAAUGACAUGUCGCCUUCCAAGUCGUGGCGAACGGAGCUGAUGCCACUCCUUAACUUUGGUGUCAUUAUUGGCGUGGCUCUUCUCGGUCUCUUCUGGUACCUCCAUUAUGCUGCAUCCGGUGGUGACAACAAUGCGCAGCCACUUUGUCACCCAGGCACCUCACCAUACGCCGUCCGGCAAGAUGACACUUGCUGGGCCAUUGGACACGAUCGGGGAAUCAGUGUCGAUGAUAUUUUACGCAAUAACAAGGGGCUGGAUUGCGACAGACUCAAUGUGGGCUCUGUUAUUUGCCUACCUGAUUAG
Messenger RNA from Pochonia chlamydosporia 170, 516 nucleotides. Its product is annotated as peptidoglycan-binding LysM domain-containing protein. The record is from RefSeq and is a predicted model, not a curated record. The transcript has a single exon. Lineage: Eukaryota; Fungi; Ascomycota; Sordariomycetes; Hypocreales; Clavicipitaceae. The coding region runs from base 1 to 516 and encodes 171 amino acids.